Protopterus annectens (West African lungfish) is the source of this 2803-nucleotide messenger RNA. Its product is annotated as protein eva-1 homolog C-like. The transcript is spliced from 8 exons. Gene Ontology annotation, molecular function: carbohydrate binding. Lineage: Eukaryota; Metazoa; Chordata; Ceratodontiformes; Protopteridae. Bases 276 to 1739 code for a protein of 487 amino acids. The record is from RefSeq and is a predicted model, not a curated record.
GGCAGCAGUCAGGUAGUCCCGAUCGUGCUGUAGCUCGCUCGGGGGGAUACUUUUCCUCUGCCUUUCUUGUGCUGGCUGACUGGUGAGCCUUACAUCCACGUUUCACAGCAUUAGGUAUCUUUUUCCUCGGAGCUAUUGGACUAGGCAUAUGAAAUGAGACUAUAUAUCUGCAGACCGGCUGUAAAGUUUUAUGACUUUUAAUUGAGGUGGGAACUUAUAGGCUUAGAACAAGUGCAGGAUCGGUCGCCGCCUAUUGCAGCCGGUGUCCCGGGAGGAUGUUUAACCCCAGUGAUGGCUCCUGUCACCUCUCACUUUCCAGCCCGGUCCUCUUACUGGCAUGCAUGGUCUAUUUGGCUACCUUCUGUAACUUAGCCAGAACUUCUUCAGAUUUCUCAGGUUAUAUGUCAAAAGUGCUAAGGAAUUAUACAGAACAUGCUUGUGAUGGAGAAUAUAUUUCUCUCAGAUGUCCCCACAGAACCACCAUCAGCAUCCAGUCAUCAUUUUAUGGACGAAGAGUGCCUGGUCAUCAGAUGUGCCCAUCACGCUACCCACAGUCCUAUUCCGAACUAGUCAAAGAAGCUUUCUCUUGUUCUGCUGUUACAUCAUUACAGAAAAUGCUGGAUGAGUGCCAGGACCGGCGGAGCUGUCAACUGCUUGUCAACAGUCGACUCUUUGGGACAGACCCUUGCUCUGGGACCAGCAAAUACCUCAUUGUGUGGUAUAAAUGUAGGCCGAAUGAAUAUAAGAGCAAGGUUGCCUGUGAGGGAGACAAGCUGCGACUCAGCUGCAGAAGGAACAUGGUGAUUGUUAUCUAUUCAGCCAUCUUUGGCAGGUCACAAGAAGGCAGCUUGGAGUGUCCAUACCAGAAGCGAAGUACACCCUCAAUAGACUGCCAGUCUGCCUUAGCCCUCCAAGUCAUGACAAAGAAGUGUCAUGCAAAGAGGAGUUGCAGUGUGUAUGCCAGCACAUUUGAUUUUGGGGACCCUUGCUACCCAGGUAUCCGCAAGCAUCUCAACGUCAUCUACACCUGUGUACCAAAAAAACUCCUGGAUGGUAGUCAACCACAACUGACAAGUUACCAAGGAAUUCGACAGUCAAGCCAUAUCCAGCACCCAAGACCCUAUGAUCCCAAUGUCAUUGAAGACGGAGCAUAUUUUCAUGAUGUGUCAUCCUUCAUAACAGAAGCACAUUCAGAAGAAAAGAACAUAGGGAGGUCAGCUUCCUUUUACCCAAUGGACAGCAAACCAUUGCCAGUACCUGUGGAUGAGGUACGACGGCCCCUGUUUAAUGACAGUAUGGAGGCGAGAGGAGUUCAUACAGAAAUGGCACUACUCAGCAAUAUCUUAGCAGCAUAUUCUUUCAUAACAGAAAAUCCAGAGCGGGCAGCUUUGUAUUUUGUAACUGGCAUAUGUAUCGGCCUAGUACUUACACUAGUUGCCCUAGUAGUGAAGAUGUCCUGUUUGGGAGACUGCAGAAAAGAAGAGGUGAAGAAAGCUUGUCGAACUGAAGAGUGCAGCAGUGACAGCAGUGACAGUGAUGACGACUCAGAUACCACCUCAGACAUUUCUGCUAGACGGCAUCGCCGCUUUGAGAGAACCUUAAACAUGAACGUUUUCACCUCUGCUGAGGAACUGGAACGAGCACAAAGAUUAGAGGAGAGGGAACGUAUAAUUCGUGAAAUAUGGAUGAAUGGACAGCCAGACAUUCCUGGCACACGGAGUUUGAAUCGUUAUUAUUAGUGUCAUAUGAACACGAAAUUGUGUGAAACUUACAUGCGCAAAGUCUUCCUCCAGAAUGGGCAUUUAAUAAUAACUAUGAUGAGUUGGAGGAGAGUCUGAUGAAUUGAAGAGAGAUGGUGGUGAUGUGAUAACAUACAGUAAAUGCUGUGUGCAUGCACAACAUAACUGUCUAUUUAUUUGAAAGCACUAUUGUUUGGUGCCAGUCUACGUAAGGAAUCACUGGUGCUUACUGUGUUUUGUCGGAAAAACAUUUUUGUUCUUUCAGAAAGUUUUGAUUCAGGACUUGAGGCCUUUGAGACCUAAAUGCUCCAGAGGCAGAAAUCAGAUGAAUUGCUUUUGUUUCUGUUCUUUGAAAGCACUGUUUUUUUGGAAUAUUUGUUAACAUUAUUGCAGUGUAUAGCUACACUAGCUAGUUUUCUGAAUCUACUUCCAUAUUUUCUGAAGGAUUUCAUGAGAUAUUAAGUGAACAAGUGCCUUUAGGACUAUGCCUGAAGGAGAUCAAGUAAGGCAGUGUGUAAAGUAAGUUGUGAGCGAACCAAAGAACAACAUGGCUACUAAUUGUACUCCAUUUUGGAUAGUCUGAAGAUUUACAUGAAAUUGACCCUGUAAUGAAAUGGAAAAAAAAAAUGGAAAGUGCGUGGCUUCUUUGCUGAAACAUCUCAGCCCCUAGAUAAUGUAGAAAAUAUUUUAUUAUUCAAGUCUUUUGAAUAUUCUAGCUUUUCAAUGGCAACUGACACCUCAGGGAUAAAAUCCUGUUAUUUUUUUAUCUGUACAUUUUUGUCCAAAGUGUAAUUAAAUGAUGUGUAUAAGAUGUGUCAGUUGUAAUUUACCACCUCAGAGAGGUUGCAAAUGUUGCUAUUGUUCUGUUUUUUCAUUUGGUGAUGCACAAUGACGUGUUUUAUCAUGCACGGUGUUUUAUAAGCACAUAUGUAUAUUUUAUUAAGUACUGUAUUUUUAAAAUGACAGAUUUUCAAUAUACCAAAGGCUGGUUAAAUGUGACCAAAUGCUAAUUGCUCAGAAAAGAUAUGUACAAAAGCAAAUAAAUAAAUAAACGUCUAAAUGUA